UUCGACCUCGUGCACGACUCCGAGCCGUCUGAUUGUCCUGCUCUUCACCGCUUUUCUAACCCUAACACGGCAAUGUUUACCGGCGUUAUAAGCAGAACCGUGACUUUUUCCCUAUAACCGCUUUUACCAAUUCUCAAUCAUCUUCGCAUUGCAGCCAUGUCUUCAGCAGGCGGCGAUACUGGUGGCAGUAAUCCGUUCAGCAACCUCGAAAAGACGUCAGUGCUUCAAGAGGCUCGCACUUUCAACGAGACUCCUGUUCACCCACGGAAAUGUGCGGAGAUACUCACCAAGAUCCUCUACCUGCUGAAUCAGGGGGAAGUCCUUGGGACAAGGGAGGCCACGGAUGCAUUCUUUGCUAUGACCAAGCUGUUCCAGUGCCGGGAUCCAGUGCUCCGGCGUCUGGUCUACCUAGGCAUCAAAGAGCUCUCCAAGGUUGCCGAGGAUGUCAUCAUUGUGACCAGCAGUUUAACCAAGGACAUGACCGGCAAGGAGGACCUUUACCGUGCAGCUGCAAUUCGGGCCCUCUGCAAGAUCACUGAUAGCAGCAUGCUUCAGGCAAUUGAGCGUUACAUGAAGCAGGCCAUUGUCGACAAGAACUGUGGGGUGUCCAGUGCUGCCUUAGUGUCAUCCCUGCAUCUGAUGUUUGUCAGCCCAGACGUCGUGAAGCGGUGGGUGAACGAGGCACAAGAAGCAGUCAACUCGGACAACAUCAUGGUUCAGUUCCACGCCCUGGGCCUGCUCUACCACAUUCGCAAGAGCGACCGAUUAGCAGUCUCCAAACUGGUCACCAAGUAUGCCCGAUCAGCCCUCAAGUCACCUUAUGCAGUUUGUAUGCUGAUCCGAAUUGCAAGCAAGCUGAUAGAAGAAGACGGUGUUGGACCAGAGAGCCCCAUGUUUGCAUUUGUGGAAAGCUGCCUACGGCACAAAAGCGAGAUGGUUAUCUACGAGGCAGCGCAUGCCAUCGUCAACCUGCGGUCGACCACCACCCGUGAGCUCACACCAGCCGUGUCUGUGCUCCAGCUCUUCUGCAGCUCGCCCAAGCCCACGCUGCGUUUUGCAGCUGUUCGCACGCUGAACAAGGUGGCAAUGGCACACCCGGCAGCAGUCACAGCAUGCAACCUGGACUUGGAGAACCUGAUCACGGAUGUGAACCGAUCCAUCGCGACACUGGCCAUCACAACACUGCUCAAGACGGGCAGCGAGAGCAGCAUAGAGCGGCUCAUGAAGCAGAUCACCUCCUUCAUGUCUGACAUAUCUGACGAGUUCAAGAUUGUUGUCGUCCACGCAAUCCGGUCGCUGUGCCAAAAGUUUCCCCGCAAGUUGCUGGUGUUGAUGACAUUCCUGGCAUCAAUGCUGCGGGAUGAGGGUGGCUUUGAGUACAAGAAGGCCAUUGUAGACACUGUCAUUCACAUCAUUGAGGACAACCCAGAGGCGAAAGAUGUUGGGCUGUCGCACCUGUGUGAAUUCAUUGAGGACUGCGAGCACACAAGCCUGGCGGUGCGCAUCCUCUGCCUGCUCGGCCGUGAGGGACCCCAGGGAUCCACGCCAUCCCGUUACAUCCGCUUCAUGUACAACCGGCUCAUCCUGGAGAACUCGCCUGUGCGCGCCGCUGCGGUGAGUGCCCUAGCCAGAUUCGGGGCGCACUGUGAAGACCUGCUGCCCAACAUCCUGGUGCUGCUUGAGCGCUCGCUCCUCGACACGGAUGACGAGGUGCGUGACCGGGCUGCCUACUUCCUGCACGUGCUGAGGCAGCGGCAGAAGUCCCUGGGCAUUCGCUACAUCCUCGACGGGCUGCAGGUUUCUAUAGUGGGUCUUGAGAAGGCACUACAGCAUUAUGUGGCCGAGCCAAGUGAUGUUCCCUUCGACAUCAACAGCGUUCCCAUCGCCACGCAGCCUGUGGAGAAGAAAACACAAGCAUCUAUUGUGGCAGCUGGUACCUUUGGACCGGCCAUCAAGAUCAUUGCGCUUGCACCUGUUCUUGACACCAGCCCACCUGGUGAAGCAGUACCCAAGGGCAAACCGGACAAAGUGGCCGCAUCUAGGCAAGAUCUUUACGCAGAACAAUUGGACACCAUUCCCUUGCUCGUGGCACUCAACCUGGGCCCGCUGUUCAAGUCUUCACCUGCUGUGAGCCUCACCGAAUCCGAGACGGAGUAUGUUGUCAAAUGCAUCAAACACGUGUACAGCAGGCACAUCGUAUUACAGUUCGAUUGUACCAACACACUCAACGACCAGAUUCUAGAGAAUGUGCGUGUGGCUGUGGAGCCAGCAGAGGGCUUCCAUGUUAUCGGGGAAGUGCCCUGUUCCAAGCUGGCAUACAAUGUUCCUGGCACGGCGUAUGUCUGCCUUGAAAUGGAGCUUGAAGAUCCUCUCCUGGUUGCAGGGACAUUCAGCAACACCUUAAAGUACCUGGUCAAGGACUGCGAUCCCAACACCGGUGAGCCAGAUGACGACGAAGGUUAUGAGGACGAGUACGUGCUCGAAGACCUUGAGCUGACAGUGGCUGACCAUGUACAGAAGGUUCUCAAGGCUAACUUUGCUGCCUCCUGGGAAGAGCUUGGCAAUGGGAACCAGGUGGAGGACACCUACGCCCUCAGCACCAUGAAGACAUUGCAAGAUGCUGUGCACCAGAUCAUCCAGUUCCUGGGCAUGCAAGUUUGCGAGCGCUCGGACAAGGUGCCCGAUGGCAAGAGCUCACACACGCUACUGCUGGCUGGCGUUUAUCGGGGUGGCCAUGAUGUGCUGGUGCGGGCACGGCUGGCAACCACGGGCGUCGCGCAGGGUGUCACCAUGAACCUCGCUGUGCGCAGCAAAGACCUCGACGUCUGCCAGGUCAUCAUCUCUGCGGUCGGAUAGGGAGGGAAAAAAGAAAGAGAAGGGGACUAGCGUUAUAGACUCGUUUGUUUUCUUGUCUCUCUAUCUCUGUUGCGCCUUCGAAGGAUUCCACUCUGUGACCAUCGCACCUUGUCGCUACUGCUGCUCUUUUCAACACGAAUGCCAAUUCAGCCAGGAAGUGCAGAUGCUAUGCUCGCAAAAGCCUGGUGUCUCUCGGGCUAUAGCGGGCCUUCUUGUAGAAAUUGUUUGACAUUCCUGCAUACUUUCUGUCUCUGUUAUGUGUGAAGUGUGCAAGAGAUAUUCUGCAGUAAUCUUUUUACAUUUUGGGUCCUUCAUUUCUUGAGCAUUUACAGAAGGCGAGUCUUGCCAAGAAAUCUUUAGUGUAGUAGAUGGCAUGCACGUGACGUUAUGGAGACCAUGUUGGCGAACCAUUCACUGCACAUGUAAAAGGAGAAACGAGCAGCUUUUUGCCGGGCUAGUGGUUCACCAGCUUGGCAAUCGCGAUGGUGUCAGUACAAGCCAUCUACACUUCUGUUCUUGGGAGGCUUUGUUUUUCUCGUAGCCCACAUUAUGCUGAACAUUAAAUGAUCAACUUUGCAAUGCAUUGUAGCAUAAAAGACAGUUACAGGAAGCUCAUCUCUAAAGUUGCAGUGCUUGGUUGCUCGUACCACCUUAUUUCUUGUUCGUUCGAUUAUGCGGGGUUGCGACGCAGUCGAAGCAGCGAAGUGUAAAAGUCGGGACUGGCUCAUUUCCCUCCAGUUAUAUAGUAUUUUAAUGCCGGAGCCUGCUGAUGAUUUUCAUAUUUGUUGUCAUCAAAAGCAGAAGCGAAGCCUUUUCGCCGGUGUAGCAUACUUUGAAAAUGCGUAAUUAACCAGCAUGGUCCUGCCCUGGCUUUGCGUUAUUGCUACCCCAUGGGAACGUUUUCUUGAGCCUUUUUUGCCUUGGCUUGUUGAGAAUUGGCCGCCAACACUCUUGUGUGGCCGAGAAAUGUACAUAUAGCUGACCUGAAUGCUGAACCAAGGCUGUUGUCAUCAGUCUCAUUGCAGAGACGAUUUGCUUUUCUCUUUUUUUUUUUUUUGAGGGACUGUAAUGCCUGAAGUAAAGCAAGAAGUUGUCAUAUA
Dermacentor andersoni is the source of this 3956-nucleotide messenger RNA. RefSeq names its product coat protein (coatomer) gamma (gene gammaCOP). Lineage: Eukaryota; Metazoa; Arthropoda; Arachnida; Ixodida; Ixodidae. Gene Ontology annotation, biological process: endoplasmic reticulum to Golgi vesicle-mediated transport; protein secretion; organelle transport along microtubule. The record is from RefSeq and is a predicted model, not a curated record. Gene Ontology annotation, molecular function: structural molecule activity. Gene Ontology annotation, cellular component: COPI vesicle coat; Golgi membrane; endoplasmic reticulum-Golgi intermediate compartment.